GCGCUUAGCUUUGAAUCAUGUGGGAAUUAACUCUGCGCAGGGGACGCCGGAUAUUUUGUUGCCUACAACAAGGAAGUAAGCCUUAGAUGAAUAAGUGUUUGUCGUGCACUUUUAAGUGUACGAGUGGGACAAAUCAGACUUUCUGCUAGUUUUUUUGCUAAUGUGCCUGGACAUCGCGAUGAUCGUCUGUUAAUAAAUUAAAUUAGCCGUGCAGUGACAAUAAAAUAAUCUGUAUAAGACCAAGGUGAGGCCCAAGGAGGUGCCUCUGCUCCACGGGAGACUGUGACACUGCGCUUCUGAGACCCCGCCCUCUCGGCCGGUGGGACUGAGACUGCUCCUGUGAAAGCCGGUGGGAGCGGCAAGACUGAAACUCUGCUCCUGUGAGAGCCCGUGGGAGCGGCAAGACUGAAACUCUGCUCCUGUGAGAGCCUGUGGGAGCAGUGAGACUGAGACUCUGCUCCUGUGAGAGCCUGUGGGAGCAGUGAGACAGACUCUGCUCCUGUGAAAGCGCUCCCUCACAGACAUGUGGUGGUUCCAGCAGGGUCUCUGCGCUCUGCCAGCAGGGCUUGUGGUCUGGUCCACGGCCACCUUCAUCUCCGCGGACAUCACCGCGGUGCUUCUGCGGCACGUGGACCCCCUCGUGCCCUACAUUAGUGACACUGGGACCAUGCCUCCGGAACGCUGUGUGUUUGGCCUCAUGCUCAACAUUUCAUCAUUCUUAGGUGCCCUGACGGUGUACGUGCGGUACAAGCAGGUCCAGGCCCUCGCGGAGCCAGAAGAUUCCAGGCUUCGCCGGCUGAAUGCUGCUGGCCUGGGGCUGGGAUCGCUCAGCUCCUUCGGAAUGUGCAUCGUCGCCAACUUCCAGAAAACGGUCAUUGUUUCCAUGCACAUGGUGGGGGCGGUGGUGACGUUUGGCCUGGGGGCGCUGUACAUCUUCGUCCAGACGGCGGCGUCCCACCGCAUGCAGCCGCGCGUGCACGGGAAGGGCGUGUUCUGGGCGCGCCUGGCGGUGGGCCUCUGGACCUUCGUCAGCAUGCUCAGCAUGCUGGUCUCUUCAGUCAUCAUGUACUCUAGUCUGCCUGGGGUGGAUUUGGCCAAGAAACUGCACUGGAUCCCGGGAGAGACAGGCUACACAGCUCAUCUGAUCAGUACGAUCUCCGAGUGGUCUGUGGCUUUCUCCUUCAUCAGCUUCUUCCUCACCUACAUCCGGGACUUCCAGAAAAUUGACCUGCGAGUGAAGGCCGUGCUGCAGAAUGACCAUCUGUAUGACUCCACCCACAGCAGCGUGCGCGUGCACCAUACUGAGGCUUCCCCGCUAUUGGCUGGGAGCAUUUGAACACAGCUCCCCCAGCUGGCGCCGUCACACUCACAGCUGUGCACACACACACACACACACGCACCUACCCACACACAUACAUUCAGAAACACACACGCUCAGAUUCAUAAACACUCGCUUGUGCAUUCAGGUACACACAUACAUUAUAAACAUGCAUGCAGGUAUUCAUAGUCUCACAUCAGCCGUAUACGCACACUGACAUAAGCACACGUGCUCACAAUUGGAAACGCUCAUACACACACACACACACACACACAAACACGCAGACACACGUGCACGCACACUCAGAAACACACAUGCACAUGCACAUGCGCACACACACACACACACACACACACUUCACUGGGGGGGGGAUUUGGCUUUAGAUAUGUGCAGGUUCACAGUGUGAGAGUGGCAGCUAAUGGCCACGUUGCCUUUUGCUGUGAAUGCAGCCGAAACGACAUAUUGGACACUGAGCAGGUAGAUGGAGUGUGGAUCAGUUUUGUCUGAAUCCAUCAAUUAACUCUGAACACAGUGAUAUUCAGCAAUCAGCUGAAAGUGCCAGUGUAAAAUGGUUGGUAAUUUGCCUUAGUAAAGAGCUGCUGGUACUGGUUCUUCAUUGGUUGGCUCGACUAAGACCACCUGGCCUGUCCAGUCAGUGAGUCCGGUUUCCCGAGUACAGGCUUUCAGCUCCACCCCAGUCUUUCUGGAGGGAACAGGGUUAUUUUGCACAUCAGGACAUGUCCAGCGCUACCUGUGACAUAGUCAGCUGACCCCUCUGACCCACAGAGAGAACACAAACCAAAAUGCAUUAAAGUGUGUGUGUGUGUGUGUAUGUGCAUUUGUGUGUGAACGUAUGUCUGUGGGUGUGCAUGUGCGUGCGUGUGUGUGUUUAGGCUGUGGUUGGCUGGCAGUACUCUUACAGUGUUCUGGUAAGUUCUGUGAGAGCAGACAGUGUUUUGUUGAGCUGCCCUCCUCAGUAUUGCUUAUAACUGCACUGGGCCUACUUCAGUCAGUCACAUACACACAUCACAGGGCUGAGAACCACUGGUUUACUGGGCCUGCUUCAGUCAGUCACAUACUCACAUCACAGGGCUGAGAACCACUGGUUUACUGGGCCUGCUUCAGUCAGUCACAUACUCACAUCACAGGGCUGAGAACCACUGGUUUACUGGGCCUGCUUCAGUCAGUCACAUACACACAUCACAGGGCUGAGAACCACCGGUUUACUGGGCCUGCUUCAGUCAGUCACAUACACACAUCACAGGGCUGAGAACCACUGGUUUACUGGGCCUGCUUCAGUCAGUCACAUACACACAUCACAGGGCUGAGAACCACUGGUUUACUGGGCCUGCUUCAGUCAGUCACAUACACACAUCACAGGGCUGAGAACCACUGGUUUACUGGGCCUACUUCAGUCAGUCACAUACACACAUCACAGGGCUGAGAACCACCGGUUUACUGGGCCUGCUUCAGUCAGUCACAUACACACAUCACAGGGCUGAGAACCACUGGUUUACUGGGCCUACUUCAGUCAGUCACAUACACACAUCACAGGGCUGAGAACCACCGGUUUACUGGGCCUGCUUCAGUCAGUCACAUACACACAUCACAGGGCUGAGAACCACUGGUUUACUGGGCCUGCUUCAGUCAGUCACAUACACACAUCACAGGGCUGAGAACCACUGGUUUACUGGGCCUGCUUCAGUCAGUCACAUACACACAUCACAGGGCUGAGAACCACUGGUUUAGAGAGACAUUCACACACAGCCCAUCCUCACCACUGCCAGUGAUUUUCCACUAAGUGCCUUUAUGGCCCCACACACAGACACACAGACACCUGCACACACACAUGUGCUCUUUAAUGCUGUGGUCAACCAGGAAACAGUAACCAUGGUGAACUGUCACCUGCUCAGCCUCUCUGCAUCUUUAAUUAUUAUGGAAUUUCGUAACUGGGUGUUUGAGUCUCAGUAGCGACAUUGCAGACUAUUGCCAGAGGUCUGCACUGGCAAGGCUUGCCGGGGAAUGCUAUGGGGUAAUCUGGCAAGCUUUACUAUUUUCAUCGCUCUCUAGCGGCCACUACUGGUCAGACCAAGUGGUUAAAUCAUAAUCAUAGCCCACGUCUGACACCUGAAUCAUUAACUUUGCCCACCAAGCCUAUCUGUAUUACAGUGACAGGCCAGUCAUUUUAUUCAGUAAUAUUUCAUUCUGGACAGUUGCCAUUAAAUCUUAAAAGCCAGUUAAGAUGCAGAUGAGUUUAAGAUCAUUACUUACAGUGGAUUGUUUGCCAUUCAGGUAUUUCUUAUUUGACUUUUUUAAAAAUCUUGAAUGUUAUCAGAAGCUGUAGAAAUAUUAACAAGUAACAUCUGACAUCAAGGAAUCAGGCAUUUGGUAAUGAAAGCUGUUUAUGAAGAAGUACUGUGCUUCAUAGUGUCAUUUAUACUGUAACAUGUUAUUUCUGUCUAUCAUGAACCUCAAGGUUGAGGAAGUGCCAUUCUGCCUCCUUGUCUUCUCUUCAUUACACUCCUUUAAUUUCUGUUUAUCAAAUCUGCAUAUGCAAAAACAAAUGAAUCCUGCCAUAUUAAAUUUGUUUAUGUGUUUAGAAGAGGCUGUUUUACUAAAUUACGUCUGCAGAGUGUUGCCUGAUAUUUAUGGUUCCUUGGAAGAAAUUGCACAUUGCUGGUUGAGGGAGUCCCAGAAUCCCAAAGUGUACUUCCUGUUCUUCCUAUGUAAAAUAAUGAUGUCAUAUUUUUAAUCCAGUUAGAAUGUUCUUAUCCUGUGAAUCUACAGCCUAUGAAUAAAGGACAUUUGUAUGCAGAUGUUAUGCUUUAAGCUUGUUGUGCGAUUCAGAUUUUAAGAGCGGACAUUGAGAGCAUGGUGUUUGUGCUGGAAUGUACAUGUAUUGUAUUUGAUAAUAUUUGAUGUCCAAAUAACGUCCAAUGUUUGGGUGCUUGCUGUUGUGUUGCUCACUGUACUGACCUUGGUGCCAGUUACUAAAUGGGCAGUCUUGAAAAAGAGGCUUCUCUGUAUUAUCACA
This is a messenger RNA of Anguilla rostrata (American eel), 4352 nucleotides long. RefSeq names its product DNA damage-regulated autophagy modulator protein 2-like. The transcript is spliced from 8 exons. The coding region runs from base 524 to 1336 and encodes 270 amino acids. The record is from RefSeq and is a predicted model, not a curated record. Gene Ontology annotation, biological process: regulation of autophagy; photoreceptor cell maintenance. Gene Ontology annotation, cellular component: lysosome. Lineage: Eukaryota; Metazoa; Chordata; Actinopteri; Anguilliformes; Anguillidae.